CUUUUGGUUUUAUGACGGAAAGUGUAUCCCCCUGCAGUAGAUCAGUAAGAAGUGCUCUUCAAUAUGAAUACAGGGAGUGAUUCUCACUCGUCAGACUUGGAUUCUUGGCGGUCACGCAGUGUUACAGAUGGCCUUAAGAACGGAGACGCCAGCAGCUCAUCUCUUGCUGCCAAAGGCUUCCGCAGCGUCAGACCCAACCUACAGGACAAAAAGUCACCAACACAGGGCCAGGUCCUCUCUCACGCUAUGAAUGGAAGUAGUAGCCAUCCACAGAGGUCCCUCUCUCCCCCAUCCUACCCUCCUCCCCCAACCUCACUCCACACUGGACUCCAGAGACAGAGCAGGAGUUCAGAGGGCAGUGAGUCAGUCACCAGAGAGUCUGUGUUGUCGGGCCACACCAGCGUGAGCAGCACCGUGCCCAUCGCCCGCUUCUCAGAAGAAGAGAAAAAGGUGUCCGUCAUUAAAGCCCCUCAUUAUGAAGGCAUCGGCCCCGUGGACGAGUCUGGCAUCCCUAUCGCCAUCCGCACGACGGUGGAUAGGCCCAAGGAUUGGUACAAAACUAUGUUCAAACAGAUCCACAAGGUUCACAAAGCAGAUGAUGACUAUUCUGACACAUACAAUGCAACAUAUGCUGUCAUAAACAAUGAUGACUACAGCCUGUCGUCCAACGCCACCAUGGCCCACCCUGCUCCCCGUACACACACGUACAGGCCACUCGCCAAAAGCCCCUCGGACAACGGGGGGCAUCUGGGGCCUCGGGAGCCUUCGCCAUCCCCUGUACCUCCACCGCCUCCACCCAUGCCAUCUCUCCUCCAGCUGAGGGCCAGAGACAGCGACCGUGAGAAAGACCUGCCUGACGCGAAUGAAUGGGGACCUCCCAACAGGAAAGUGGACACGAGAAAGUACCGCGCAGAGCCCAAGAGUAUUUUUGAGUAUGAGCCUGGGAAGUCCUCUAUUUUGGAGCAUGAAAGACCAACAUCCCUCCACAUCGCUCCUGCUGACAAGGCUCCGGAGAGACCUGCGAGUGCUGCCAGCGACUACAGGAAGAGAAGGAAGUCUGAGCCGUCAAGUUCCCAAGUGAAUGCUCAGUCUCAGAGCAGAGCUGCCACUUCCCCCAAACCAGUGGAUGCCUACAGACCCAGCAGCAGCCUGAAGAAACCUGUGAUUCGUUCCUCACCAUCCUCACCCUCCAGGGCCAAAGACCAGGAUGUGUCCAGGUGUUAUUCCACCAUGGAUGGACGCCACACUCCCCAGAGUAGAAGACCUACUCCUGACAGAGAGGUCUCCCAUAAACAGAUGACACAACUUAUUCUGUUCUCUCUCCUCCAUCAGAAACAGCCUGCGAGAGCCAUUUAUGAUUUUAAGGCACAAACAGCUAAGGAGCUGACUUUUAAGAAGGGUGAUGCAGUGAACAUCAUCCGGCAGAUAGACAACAACUGGUAUGAAGGAGAGCACCGUGGGCGGAUUGGGAUAUUCCCCAUGUCAUAUGUAGAGAAGAUGCCGUCCUCAGAGAAGCAGCAGCCGAUUCGUCCUCCUCCGCCAGCACAUGUCAGAGAGAUCGGAGAGGCGGUAGCUCGCUACAACUUCAAUGCUGACACUAAUGUGGAGCUGUCUCUCAGAAAGGGUGAGAGAGUGAUUGUGAUAAGGCAGGUGGACCAGAACUGGUAUGAGGGGAAGAUCCCAGACACAACCAAACAGGGCAUCUUUCCAGUGUCAUACGUUGACAUCGUCAAGCGCUCCCCGUCCAAGAGCUCCGCCCACCACAUAGACCCACAUGGUUACCCUGCCAACAGGACUCCAAGCUCUACACCCAUCAAGCGAUUAGUACAGGAUGCACUCCAAGGAGGAGGAGACCCGUACCAGGCCGUGUACAACUACCUGCCUCGUAACGAGGACGAGCUGGAGCUGAAGGAGGGCGACAUUGUGGAUGUGAUGGAGAAGUGUGACGAUGGCUGGUUUGUUGGGACCUCUCGGAGGAGCAAGUUGUUUGGAACCUUCCCAGGAAACUACGUGAAGCAGCUAUAAUGAUGAUUCCAGACCCCCCGCCCCCCGCCACCAGCCCUGGCCCCGCCCCUUUCUGUGACACAUUCAUCGCCCUCAGCACAGCACCCGCAGGACACCCCCUCCCAACACAAGACCUGUCGCACAUAUAUGUGUUUGCGCGUGUGUGUGUGUGUGUGGCUCGUCAGCUUCACACAGACGGAACAUUUAGCUCUAACUAGCCAUCUUUAAUGGAAGACUUCUAUGAGAUAAUGUCGUUUUUUUAAUCUUAUCUUUUUAUCCUUAUUUUUCUAUCACGGAGAACCCAAACUCUGUUCUCCAGUCAGUGACCUUUAACGUUUGACAGUGAUGGAAGGAUAUCAAAGGAACUCUGCAAACACUCAGUGAUAGAAAACAGAGCACCGCAGUGAUGCUUCUCUCUCUGUUAAAGGGCAGUAAGAUCACCUUUUUUAUUUUUCUGCAGUAUCUCACAUUUAAAAACACUUGUUACAUUUCAUUUCAGUGUUCAAUUACAAAUAUCCCCAAAGACAUGCGGUGCAGAGCGUGUUGUAAAGCCAGUAUUCUGUCAGCGUGUCUGUUAUAGACGAACUGUGUUGAAGGGAUUGCAGCCAUGCAGCUGACGUUUCAGGGAAAAGGAUGUUACUUCCCACAGUUACGUGUGGAAACGCCAGUGCAUGUGUCAAUGUUAGGUGUUAAUCAAGGUAUUGAUUGGUUGGCAAGAAUUUGGGGAUGUAUCUGUCCAGAAACACAUCAUUAAGCAGUUACGAUGAUCAAAUGAUCAAGUGGCAAAAGUGUCAUUGACUCUGUUGUACUUCUGUCUAAUCCUGAUAUGUUAGAUUUAAAGUAUAAGAUUAGAAAACACAAAAAUACUUUCAGCUUGUUGGUUCUUCAUCUUCACACUAGGAUUGAUGCACUUUAACGAAACUUUAACACAAUUUUGUGUUUGUUUUAUCUCAAAUUUCACUCCAGAUUUUUCACACUAGAGGUUAAUGUGACUGUGGGGCUUCGGGGUAUAUUGGUCAUGUUUGAGAAGUGUAUGCAAAAAGGUUGCCAACCUUUAGGUAUUAUAUUUAUUAGAAGACAAGUGCUGGUCAGACUGUGUUAUAAGACAAUUUUACAAAGGAUGGAAACACCACAAUGCUUUUUUUAAACAUCUUUCAGCAGCAGCAAACCCACAUUUAAAGGAUUGUUAUUUUAUUGUCAGGUGAAGCAUCAUCGUCCAGGUAGCUGCUGAGCGACAGUUAACACAAUAGUUCACAGGCUAUAAUCAUGUCCUGACGUUUUAUGUUGAAUUAUUUAAGUCAGAUGCAGGAUGAGAUGACGUUUAAUCAAAAACUUCAGUCAUGUAACUGCAGUUUUUUUCCACUAGACCUUGGUGGCAUCUUUUAACCCUGUUGUCAGUGAGUGGGUCACUGUUUCACGUAGUUAUAUACUGUUAGGAAUUAUCGCUCCAUCUUGUCAGUGAAUGUGAUUUAUAUUUUUUUUUUUCUCGUUUUACGUGUUUCACAUAGGAUGGACACUGACGACAAAAAACAAUUGUUGAAGCACCUUAACAUAUAUUUUGUUUUAUCAUUCACGCAUCAUGUCACCCCCUGUCAUCCACUAUUUCAGCUGGUGUGAGAACACUGUGUGUGUGUGUGUGUGUGUGUGUGUGUGUGUGUCUGUGGUGUUUUUGUAAGCCUUUUGUAUGAGAGCUGUAAAAUGGCCAACAUCCACUUGCUUUAUAAAGUCAGCUUUUUCUCACCCACCAUCACAUUUGGUUUCCUCUCCUUCUUUCUUCACGUUCUUCAUCGGUGGUGCUAAUUUCCACUUUUUCAAACUUAUUAUCGUAGCCAGGCAUGUAGGCCUUUUUCCUCCAGUUAUUUGUUGUUUUAAGAGCCAGUGACGUAUUUAAACUGAAGUUACUGUACGUAGAGUGAGUAGAGUUGGUGAUUGCUGCCUUACAUCCAACUCACUAAUUUAAUAGCCAUGUAUAUGUGAACCUCUUCUGUGAUGCAAAAAAUUAAUUUAUGCAUAUAUAGUUUAGAAAACGUCAGGAAAGUGUCUGGAAGUGUGCACAGAACAUGAUCACAAACUGGUCUGCCUUUGAUACAACAUUAGGAACAGAUUUGGACUGAAGACAUGAAUUUGAAUCCUGAUAUGUUUAUACAUGUAAUGAAACUGUAAAUCUUAUAUGUUAUUCAUGUUAAUAUCAAAUUCAAUGCACACUCUUGGGCCUAAGUAUUUCUACAAUACCUUAGAAUUUGUUGGAUGAUUUUAUGGGGCUGUAUUGCUAAUAAA
Messenger RNA from Chelmon rostratus (copperband butterflyfish), 4281 nucleotides. Its product is annotated as sorbin and SH3 domain-containing protein 2-like. NCBI's taxonomy places the organism in Eukaryota, Metazoa, Chordata, Actinopteri, Chaetodontiformes, Chaetodontidae. The transcript has 20 exons. Gene Ontology annotation, molecular function: protein binding. The coding region runs from base 64 to 2025 and encodes 653 amino acids. The record is from RefSeq and is a predicted model, not a curated record. Gene Ontology annotation, cellular component: plasma membrane.